CUUGGCUGGCGGCGGUCGCGAGCAGAGCGGACGACUGUGUGCUGCGGAGGAGCGCGGACGUCCCACCUGGAACGGACUGACCACCGCUGACGGACACUGGGACACGCAGAAUGGGCCGACUUACGGGCGCCUGGAUGUUGCUGGCUUUGGCCGGCUGCUGCCUGGCCGGCGACAUGAUGCGCAAGUCGAUCGUGUACAACCCCAAGACGCCGGACGUCUUCUACUGUCCGCUCUACAAGCCCAAGUCCUUUGACGACAUGUUGGUGAAGUCGCGGCCGCUGAGCAAGCUCUGCGAGUUCAAGGGUCGGCCGCUGCCGGCCGAUUACAAGUCGGACUGCUAUGGAGACGUGGACGAGACAGAGUUCGCGUGCGCCGAGAAACAUCGCAUCCUGCAGCGGCUGCAGUCGGAGGAGGAGGCGCUCAACGGAAUCUGGGACGGCCAGUGAUGAUGAGGAGAAACCCUCCGGGCGCUGAAAACGCCAUCGACGUGGAAGACGAGUUCGUCUACAGCUACUACGGUUACAACAGCCUGUGAGCGAGCCGGAACAACUUCAGCCUGCACCAGCACCGAACACGGCUAGCGGCGCCGGCCGACCGCAGCGCUACAGGCCGGACCGACCGACGCGACACCUAGCGCCGGCGCCGCGAGUUGUGUUCGACGUCCGCGCCGCGCCCCGUCGGGAGCCUGGCCGCGGACGGAGUAGUGUCCCACGGUUUAACUCGGCAGCGACGGGCUGCCUCUAACUGCCCGACACAGCCCUACUAAGGCGAUAUUUGCCGCUAUACCCUAACUUGUCAUACAGCGAGUGAUUCUGUGGAUCUGUUUGUGAGAUGAGAUUCUGAAGUGCGAGAUACAGCUGUGAUCGAGGGUUUGAUCUGACACGAACUGAGCCCAAUUGGAAGGAUCUUCGUCAAUGUUUUGCAGUUUGCGAUGAUUUUCAAAACAAUUAUUAAUUCAUUAAUUUAAUUACCAUCCGAUGUAGCAUAGUCUUGUGAAAUACAUAAACACUUCACCCGAAAAA
Molecule: messenger RNA, 1022 nt
Organism: Amphibalanus amphitrite
Lineage: Eukaryota; Metazoa; Arthropoda; Thecostraca; Balanomorpha; Balanidae
Exons: 5
Coding region: 111-446 (111 amino acids)
Source: RefSeq, a predicted model, not a curated record